Peromyscus californicus insignis is the source of this 2940-nucleotide messenger RNA. RefSeq names its product calponin 2 (gene Cnn2). The coding region runs from base 1201 to 2166 and encodes 321 amino acids. NCBI's taxonomy places the organism in Eukaryota, Metazoa, Chordata, Mammalia, Rodentia, Cricetidae. Gene Ontology annotation, molecular function: actin binding. Gene Ontology annotation, biological process: actomyosin structure organization. The transcript has 6 exons. The record is from RefSeq and is a predicted model, not a curated record.
CCAGAGGCCGGUGUGCCUGACCCACGUGCCUCAGUUUACCCCCUGGCCGGCCCCAUAUCCGGUGGGGCUUUAUUCAGUCCGGUUGAGGGUCCUGGCCGCUGGGGAACAGCUGGUUCUGAUUUAGACCGGGGAGGCCAGCGCAUUCCUGGUAGUUUGUGGCCGGCGGGCUGGAAUGCGCUGCAGGGCGGCCGGGGAGGGAGGUGGCCGCAGCGGGUGGGGCUCUGCCCCCUCCUUGGCCCUCGGAGCCUCUAGGGACGUGGCCCGGCUGGACCUGGCACGUCUGGCAUCCCGGGCCAGCCCCUGCGCAUUCCUGCGGGACUGGGCGGCCCCUGGACGUGGGAGCAGCUGGCCCCCGCCGCCCGCGGCCUCUGUCUCCCCCGCGAGCAGCUAAUCCCACUUGAAAGGGUUUAAAAAGACAGGAAUAGGGAAGGGGCUCCUGUCAGCAAGCAACCUGUCCAGAUGAGAUGGGGAACUGGCUGGGUGGUGGCGGCGGUGGCAGGCGGAUCUCUGUGAGUUCGAGGCCAGCCUGGGCUACAGAGCGAGAUCCAGGACAGACUCCAAAACUACACAGAGAAACCCUGUCUCAGAAACAAAACAAAACAGACAAUGGGCAGCUGAGGCCUGGGGAGCUGAGAACCCCCUGUGGUCCUGCACAUGGCAGGAGCUGGGCCCACAAGGGCAGCUCCCUAGGGCCCUCUAGUCCCCUGGGGGAGGAUGGAGAGGAAGAUCCCGGCAUGGCCCCUGCCUGCCCAGGCCUGAGAUGCCGCUGCAAGGGUGGGCAGGUGGGAGCCCAUGGGAAGUGGGUGUGUAUGGGGGAAUCUGAGGGCUUUUUUUUUUUAACCCAGUCAUGUGGAGACAGUUCACCUGGGGAGGCCUAUCAGCUGAAAUAUUGCUAGGCCAUGAAAAAGAACGGGCCUCUGGUGGACACUGCCAUGUUAGCACCUUCUGGACUCUGUCCUCAGUGAGGACAGAUUGAAGUCAGACGCCAAAGCCCCUGGUACAUAGGAAGUGCCCGGAAUGGGUGAAGCCAGAGGCAGGAGCCAGGCUGGGUGUGUAGCCCAGUUGGCAGAGUGUUCGGGUUUCCUCCCAGGCACUUCACGGUGGCACACAGGUGUCAUCCCAGCUCUGGGAGGUGGAGGCAGGAGGAUUGGUUCAGGGUCAUCUUCAGCUGUAAAGUGAUUCAAGGCCAGCCUGGGCUACAUGAGACCCUCUGUCCCGUCUUCCCCUGCUGUCUUUGGCCUCAUCCAUCUGAAAGCUUUGGAAGGUGUGUUUGCGCCCCAGCUCAGCCCUGUGCUCUUUGCUCCUCAGCUCCUGUCCAAAUAUGACCCCCAGAAGGAAGCCGAACUCCGCAGCUGGAUUGAGGGACUCACGGGCCUCUCCAUCGGCCCUGACUUCCAGAAGGGUCUGAAGGAUGGGGUCAUCCUGUGCACACUCAUGAACAAGCUGCAGCCAGGCUCUGUCCCCAAGAUUAACCGCUCUAUGCAGAACUGGCACCAGCUAGAAAACCUCUCCAACUUCAUCAAGGCCAUGGUCAGCUAUGGCAUGAACCCCGUGGACCUGUUCGAGGCCAAUGACCUGUUUGAGAGCGGGAAUAUGACGCAGGUGCAAGUGUCUCUGCUUGCACUGGCGGGAAAGGCCAAGACCAAGGGGCUGCAGAGUGGUGUGGACAUCGGGGUCAAAUACUCAGAGAAACAAGAGAGGAAUUUUGAUGACGCCACCAUGAAGGCCGGCCAGUGCGUCAUCGGGCUGCAGAUGGGCACCAACAAGUGUGCCAGCCAGUCCGGCAUGACUGCCUAUGGCACCAGACGCCAUCUCUACGACCCUAAGAACCACAUCCUGCCUCCCAUGGACCACUGCACCAUCAGCCUCCAGAUGGGCACCAACAAAUGUGCCAGCCAGGUGGGCAUGACGGCUCCAGGGACCCGCAGGCACAUCUACGACACCAAGCUGGGCACCGACAAGUGCGACAACUCUUCCAUGUCCCUGCAGAUGGGCUACACGCAGGGCGCCAACCAGAGCGGCCAGGUCUUCGGGCUGGGGCGGCAGAUAUACGACCCCAAGUAUUGCCCACAGGGCCCAGCAGCCGACGGGGCUCCCGUUGAGGGUGAUGGCGGCGGCGAGGGCCCUGAGUACCUGGCCUACUGCCAGGAGGAGGCGGGCUACUGAGCACCCAGGGGUGCUGGCUCCCCACAUCAGCAUCCCUGUGCGGGUUUCUUUUCUUUUCUUUUUUUUUUUUCUUCUUCUGUGUUUUCAUUGUGUUGUUUUGUUUUUUUGAAACUGGGCCUCACUUUGUGGCCCUCUCUGGUCUGGAACUCACUGCAAUCCUCCUGCCUCAGCUCCUGAGGGCUGGGAGGACAGGCCUGCCUUAGCUAUGCUCCCUCCUCGCCCAUCAUGCCUUGCUUCCUUCCCAGGACUGACCCACCCGGCAGGGAACAUGGGGUCUUCGGUGGGGCAGCCAGGCUGUGGAUUUCCCAGCAGGCUGUGGGAGAGGCUGGCCCCAAAGAGUUUCCGGUUUCUUCAUCUCUUCAGUUUGUGGUUUGCGGACCCAUUGAAAUUGCAGGCAGUUUCAGAGAAAGAAAACAGGGCUUUUGUGUUUUGUUUGCCGCCCCCCCCCCAACGUGUGGGGGGGGUGCACCUGGGCCUUAAAUACUGCGGCCUUCUGAGGGACCGCGUUUGUUUUCCCAGGACCCUCAGACCUCACUCUCCCUUGCCCAGUGGGGAAACUGAGGCCUGGGACUGAGCGAGGCGAUGCCGCCCCUGCUGCCCUCCGGGUUCCUCUGGGUUUCCACCUCCCACCCCCUCCUGCACUGGGCCGAUGAGCUGUGCUGGGCCCACCCGCCUCCGAAAGUGCCGCCCCUGACCCGCGGGGGCCCCUGCGCCGCCGGAUAAUGUGAAAUACCUUGUGUGGACCAAAACCAAUAAAAACCUCCGUUUCUAAGA